AUGGAGUUUAUUGGCCGAGAAGAGUCAGAUGAUGACUUUGAUGAUGUUCCAUUCUCAAAGUUUAAUGUUGAUAGAGUUGGAUCUUCUGGUGUACAGAAGGAGUUUACUGGUGGGUUUGAUGUCGAUGGUGUGAUGCGUAAGAUGAAGGAGUUUAUUUCUAGGCAAAAGAAGACUGAUGAGUCUAUUGAAGUAUUGAAUAAUGUGUUGGAGGGUAGAUUCAAGGAGUUGCAGUUAAGUCUUCAGUCGUAUAUUGACUCAAAGAUCAGUGAAGGCUUGAUUUUUUUUAUGGAAUUGAAGUUUAAUGAGUUGAAGGAAGCUAUUGAAAAUGCAAAAAUUUCUAAAGAUGGAAAUGAUAGUCCUGAUGAGAGCGAUGGCAAGAAUGAUGAUUUAAAUGAUGUUGAAGUUUUUGAUGUGAAAAGUCAAGAUGCAAUUGAAACUGUUGGACUCGAUGAGAAUAUUCAAUAUACUCAAAGUUAUUCUUGUUUUGUUUUUAAUGAUGAUGCUCCUUCAUUUGAUAUUAUGAGUUUUAUUUCUAGUAAACCUGAUUGGUUGUUGAUGAUCAUGGCCUAUUUAAGGAUGUUGUUAAAAAAUCUAAGGAGGAUGAAGUUUUUUCAUUAUUUAGAUGAUUUGUUACUAUGUUGUUUGUUGUCUCUGUCAAAUGUUUUUUAUGUUUGUUUUGUAUAUUUACAGGGUUUGGGGGGUGGUGAUGCUGUUAAAGCUAUUGGUUCAGAUGGGACAAAUAAAGACAAUGUUGAGGGAAAGAAUACUGAAGAAGCAAAAGAUGUUGCAGAUGGGAGUAAUAAAGAUAAUGUUGAGGGCAGAGCAGUUGAUGUAGAUGCAAGUGUAAAUGAUGUUGAAGGUGUUUCUAGUAAGGGAAAGUUGUUUGAUAGUCAAGGCACUGAGGAUAGUAUCACUGUGUCUGCUUUGGAGAUUAUAAAUGAAAAGAUUGAUGCCUAUGAGGGAAGCAUUAAAAAGGAUAAGUCUUUAAAUAAAUUAGAGGCAACAAAUGCUGAUGUUUUAUCUACCUAUGGGUUGGACAAGACUGAUGUUGUUGGUGUUGAGAAGAAGCAUGGUUCUCAAGAAAGCUUUUCUGUAUCUACCAUGGAGGUUGUUAAUGAUCAUUUGGUUUCCUAUGAAGACAGUUUGAAAAAGGGAAAGUCUAUAAAAUUGGAGGAAGAAACUCCUACAGUUGGAAAUAGAGAGAGGAAACCUAGUUCUGUAUACAACAGUCCGUAUGCCACAGAAUUUGGUUCAGGUAGUAUUGGUAAACCAAAAGGUGGACGUCCUGGAUCAUGUGCUUUUGGAUUUGGCUUUUUCAAUGUGAUUGAUGAUGUGCAAGCUAAAUCUUUUGAUCAGUGGUUUAAGAUUGGUUUAAUGAUAAAAACAAAGUGAAGAAGUUUAAAGAAUGUCAUAGGAAGCUUAAGGUUCCAUUGGAUUUUGUGGUUUGUCAAAUUGAUGAUAAGAUGUGGUUCUAUGAUUUGCUUACUGUUGGGAAGAACUUGUCAUGCUCGCAUAUUGAUGUUUGUUUCUACUAUUUGAGAAAGAAGUUAAAGUAUGACCAGUCUGUGAAAAUUUCUGGUAAUACUACUGAUUGCUUCUUUGCUUCUCAAAUUUUUGAAUUAUAUAAUGAGUUUGUUGCAAGUGGUGAAAAUGUUGAUUCGAUUAAGAAGGAUUCUAAGGCAGCUGCAUACAUAGCGGGUUUUUAUAUGUUAUGCAAUAAACCCUGGGCUGAGCUUGAUUUCGUACUAAUGCCUGUUAACGUGAUUGUUCUUGCUCAUUGGAUAUUGUGUAUUCUUGACAUUAAGAUGAGAUGCUUAAAAGUGUUGAAUUCUAUGAGGUUUGGGAGGUACAAGAACAACUCAGAGAGUUUUGUUCGUGCAUUUGCUGUAAUAAUUCCUAUCUUACUGUCACAUGUUAAUUUCUAUGAGGGGAGAAAAGAUAUUGACAGGAGUAGUAAGCACUGGCAAGGUAAAAAAGAUACUGAUGCGUUUGAUAUUGUCGUGGUUGAUAAUUUGCCACAACAAGAGGAUAGGUAACUAUCUUUGUUUUUUUUUUAUAUUUAUGAUUCUAUGUUAUUGUUUAUUUUUUGUUAUCUGACAAUUGCUAUGGGUUUAUUUUUGUGAUGUAGUGAUUGUGGUGUUUUUAUCAUAAAGUAUGCUCAUUUCUUUAUGCAUGGAUUGAUUGAUAAGAUUCCUAAGAAGUUGGACAUUGCAUUCACUCGUAAGAAGUUGUGUGUUGAUCUGUUUGUUCAUGCAAAGAAGAAGGAGUUGGGUGGGUACGAGUCUACUUCGGAGCAUCCAGGAAGGAUGCCAUAGUUUUAUGUAAUAGAACAACAUGUUGGAUACCUAGUUUACAUUUUUUUGAACUUUAUGUGUAUUUUUAUGUCAUGUUGUUUUGUUUUUAGGUUUAUGUUUGUGUUUGUUUAAGAAACUGUUUGGAACAGUAAUAUUUUAGGAGACUCUUGCCUAUUUUAAUUUUGAAGUAACCUUUUGGUUUACUGGCACA
Messenger RNA from Cannabis sativa, 2505 nucleotides. RefSeq lists its product as uncharacterized. The record is from RefSeq and is a predicted model, not a curated record. The coding region runs from base 1 to 1392 and encodes 463 amino acids. NCBI's taxonomy places the organism in Eukaryota, Viridiplantae, Streptophyta, Magnoliopsida, Rosales, Cannabaceae. The transcript has 9 exons.